Messenger RNA from Striga asiatica, 1851 nucleotides. Lineage: Eukaryota; Viridiplantae; Streptophyta; Magnoliopsida; Lamiales; Orobanchaceae. The record is from the annotation of a GenBank genome assembly.
AUGGAGACAUCUCUGUUGCAAGCAUCGAUAGUUGUUCGUUGUGCCCGUGUGAGGCCGACCAAAUCGAAGGCGGCUUUCUUACGCCAAGCUGCGAGCACCCGUCAGAAAACUGGACGAGAGUCGCCUGCGACCGAGCCUCGCCAUUGCUACAGUUUCCAUGUCCUCCGCGGACGGCGGCCCCGCUUGCGAACGGCGACGAACUGUUCCACAGGCGGCGACUCAAACGGCGGCGGUCGGCGAUCAGUCGAGUGCUGCGGUUGGCAGCCGGCACUUUCGGGUGAGGGUCGAACUCCAAUUUCUAAACAGUACUAUAUUGCGGCUUUUCAACUGCGUCUUAUGGCGCCUGUAUGUCUGACUUGUGGUGACAAAGGGAAUGCUGCACUUCUUAUCUACUGCACGAGGUGCCGGGAUUCUGCUGUUCAUCAGUAUGUACUUCCCCUGAAAAUUCACUUUCUUCCGUAUAUGGUAGAUCAGAUCCGCUAUUGCUUGAACAACGUCUCUCCCAGUGAUGAUAAUAUAAACUGGUUGUGUUGGGACUGUGCUCCAAAAGAUUGCAUCAAUGAGCCAUCAAGGAAAAGCGAGCGAAUUAGUUCUAAAGGGCCAAAGGUUCGAAAAACCAAAAAACAGAGGUUGGAGGAAGACGAAAGGCUGGUUCAUAUUAGAGAUGUAGCCAAUGAAACUGACAAACCAGCCACUGACCACCUUCCUCCUGUCAAGGAUAUGGAAUACCUAAGAGAGCUAGAUUUUUCAGAAGAGAAAAAAUUAAUAUUUGAAAGCCCAAGCUGUUUCAAAGGGCAGACUGAGUCGAUCGAUGUCAAUGAACCCUCAUUGUCCACCAGAAGUACCUGUCCAAUUCAGGAGGAAAACAUCACGAAUUCACUUGACGAGACUCGAAAAAUUCAUCAAGUCAAAAAAAAGAAAAGAAUCUUGAUUCUUAAUGACAGUGAAAGCUCCAAAGAUGACGCUAAAAACAUUGUCUUUCAAGCACCUUCCUUGGCAACUAUUGAUCAAGUUGUAUCAUCACAAGCAUUAAGUGGCCAGCCGUUUUUAAAACCUGAGGAUAGCAUCUCAGCAGAACCCAUUCUUGACCCCAAAUGGAGGGGAUGGUUCAACUUCAAAGAAGAUGGAGAAGAAGACGAGAGUUGUGUUGAAAUUUUAGCUCAUGCAUCUGACAAAGCCUGCUCAAAAGUCUUUGAUACCACAAGUGCAAUGCCGUACACGCUCGACACCCAAAUCCUCCAAAAAUCUGCCGUGUGGCCCAAAAGUUUCAGGGUCACACCUCCCACAGCCGCCAGCAUUGCUCUGUUUUUCUUUCCUGCAAACGAGAGGGAUGAGAGAGUGUAUGAUAGUCUGCUGGACAACGUCAUUCAGAAGGAACUUGCUCUGAAGGCUACAAUUGACAAUGUGGAGCUCUUGAUCUUCUCAUCUUACGAAUUGCCUUUACCACACAGGAGGUUCAAUGGUAAGUAUUUCUUUUGGGGCGUGUUCAAGAACAAGAAGAAGCAUGGCUCUAAUUCGUCCUCCACUGGUCAGCAAAUGGAGAGUCGGGUGGAGAAUUCUGGAUGUGCUGGGCCAGUGGAUGGUGCAAACGGGGCAAAUAAACCUGCCGAUGUGUUGAAUUAUCCGAACCUGCAAAAUUUGAGUCCUUUGAGCAUGGAUAGUAGCCAGGCAUCUAAUUUGCUUCAAUCUAAGCAGAACACCCCGGAUUCUCUACAUUUAUCUGCAGCAGUAGAACGCAAUGCACGAAGAUCCAUGUUCCAAAGCUCCAAUAGUGGGGAAAUGUACCGGAAGAUUGCGAAAGUGGUUGAAUCUCGUCCAAGUUCAAUUUCAGAACGUGUUGUUUCAUUCUAG